Coccinella septempunctata (seven-spotted ladybird) is the source of this 2568-nucleotide messenger RNA. It is a transcript of the gene Oseg5, whose product is annotated as intraflagellar transport protein 80 homolog. The transcript has a single exon. Bases 127 to 2427 code for a protein of 766 amino acids. Gene Ontology annotation, molecular function: protein binding. NCBI's taxonomy places the organism in Eukaryota, Metazoa, Arthropoda, Insecta, Coleoptera, Coccinellidae. The record is from RefSeq and is a predicted model, not a curated record. Gene Ontology annotation, biological process: cilium assembly. Gene Ontology annotation, cellular component: intraciliary transport particle B; centrosome; cilium.
UUAUUGGUGAUCAGUGUAGCAGACGAAGUUUUCCAACAUUUCCAUAGCAACGGUCGUACAAACACUGAUACGUUCGGUCACAAAACCUAUUCGCAAGAAAAUAGUAAACAGGGAUCAGGGGAAGUAAUGAGGUUCAAAGUAUCACAAGCUGAAAAUCCGUCUCACACAGCCCCCGUGACCUGUGUCGGCUGGAGCAGCACGGAAGAAGUAUACUCAGCCGGAGAUGACGGUAUCCUUCUAUCAUGGUCCGUAUCCAAUAACACAUCAUCCAAAGUCGCCCAAUUCAACAAGGAUUUAUACCCCACCGAUAUGCAGUUCCUUCCAAGGGCAACCGGUACCUUAGGAAAACAUGGAGACAUCAUCUUGAUAACGGCCGCAGAUGGGAAGUUUCAUAUUUUGAACAGGAACGGAAGGAUAGAACGUUCUAUCGAAGCUCACAAGGGUGCUAUCUUAGUCGGACAAUGGAGCAACGACGGUUCAGGCUUGUUGACAGGUGGGGAGGAUGGUAUCAUAAAAAUUUGGUCUAGGAGUGGUAUGUUGAGGUCCACGAUGGUAUCUAGCGAUAAUUCGAUAUAUGCGGCAUGCUGGUCGCCAGACAGCCAGAGCAUAGCCUACACCCAAGGAAAGUGCGUAGUUAUUAAGCAGCUAGCCCCCAAUACGAAACCUUUGAAGUGGAAGGCGCACGAAGGGAUAGUUUUGUGUCUAGCCUGGAGCAGUGCAUCCGAGCUCAUAGUGUCAGGAGGCGAGGACUGUAGAUACCGAGUGUGGGACAGCAGUGGGAGACAAAUGUUCUCGAGUGUUUUACACGACAACCACAUAGUAUCGCUAGCAUGGUCACCAGCCGGUGAUUUAUUCGCUGUAGGAUCAUACAACACCCUCAGACUGUGCGACUAUUCGGGGUGGUCUAGAUCAUUGGAAAAACCGAAUACUGGCUGCAUUUACAACAUGUCAUGGUCUGCUGAUGGUACCCAGUUGGCUGCUGCUUGUGCCAACGGACACGUUCUAUUUGCACAUGUUAUUGAAAGACACGUUCAUUACUCUAAUUUCACAGCGUCUCUUACUGAGAGAAAAACAGUAACCGUACAUGACGUUCAAGAAGAAUCGUUUGAAGUGUUGGAUAUCCCAGAUAGAGUAAUACAAAUGGCCAUGAAAUACUCGUAUUUAGUCCUGACAACACCGACACAAUGCUACAUCUAUAACACUUCAAACUGGAACACUCCAGUCAUUUUUGAUUUAAAGGAAGGUUCAGUGAUUCUUUUACUUCUAGCUGAAAAACACAUGCUUUUGGUGGAAAAACACAACAUCAACCUGUACAACUAUCAAGGAAGACUGAUUGCAACACCCAGAUGGCCUAACAUGAGGCUUGAAACGUUAAAAAACUCACACAUAUCACUGUCUUCAGACACACUAGUAGUCAGAGAUUCUGUAGAUGCUAAAAUAAUAUAUAUCAUCGAUCUACUUAGCAAUCGAAGUGCUGGGGGAGAUAACACGCAAAGAAUUGAACAUGUCAUGAAUAUUUCCCAGAUAUCUUUGGACCAAUGGGGUCCACCUGCCAACAGAAAUAUGGCUGUUUUAGACAGAGCCAAAGAUCUUCACAUAGUAUCGAUAAAAUCCACUACCAAAACAUUCUCGAAGUUGGGCAGGAAAAUCGAAUCGUUUCAAUGGAACUCGGAGGAAAAUUUGAUAGCAGCUAUUCAAGAUACACAGCUGAUCGUAUGGUACUGCCCUCAAGCUUCUUAUGAUACCGCACUCUUGAAAUUAUGUUCAUUUUAUUAUGACUCCCCGGAACUUGGUAGAAGUCCAAGAAUAAACGAUUUUGUGGGUAACUCUGUUUCUGUAAGGAAGGCAGAUGGUUCUCUGAUCAACGUGUUCAUUUCGCCACUUCCAUCCAUUUUACUUAAGUACAUACAGGAGAAUAAGUGGCAAGAAGCAUUGAAUCUGUGUCGAUCAAUGAACAACACUACCCUCUGGGCUUGUUUGGCUGUUCUAUCAACCCAAAGCAGCCAAUCAAACGAAACAAUCAAUAUCGCAGAAGAAGCAUACGCAAACAUUAAUCACUAUGAAAAAGUAUACUACAUCAAAUAUAUGAAAAAUAUACCGAAUACUGUCCAACAAAAAGCUGCUUUGGCUCUUCUUGGGGGGAAACAUCAAGACGCUGAAUCCAUGCUUUUACACAACGGAAUGGUUUUUCAGGCUAUUUGGACAAACAUCCAGUUAUACAAAUGGACGAGAGCUUUAGAACUAGCCAUAAAACAUAAAACACAUCUAGAUACCGUUUUAUAUUUAAGGAAACAAUACCUGGAUACCCUUGGUAAACCAGAAAAUAAUAAUCAGUUUAUGAGUAUUCAAGAGAAUGUCAAAUAUGACGAGGAGAAGGUGAAGGAGAAACUUGGUUUUGAAAUGAAGAAAAUGAAUAGUUCACUUUAAAAUUGGAAUGGUUUAGCUACAACUAGAUUUUUAACAUCCAUAAAAAAAUAUCCAAAAUGCAACACAGAUCGACCAAGUUCUCCGCUCUCACUAUUUGGUGUUUUUGAUUGUAACAUGUUGAAUUGUUCAUUAAUAAAAUAU